Arachis duranensis is the source of this 463-nucleotide messenger RNA. RefSeq names its product cytochrome c oxidase subunit 5C. The record is from RefSeq and is a predicted model, not a curated record. The transcript is spliced from 2 exons. The coding region runs from base 131 to 325 and encodes 64 amino acids. NCBI's taxonomy places the organism in Eukaryota, Viridiplantae, Streptophyta, Magnoliopsida, Fabales, Fabaceae.
CCAAAAUAUAUACAAUGCCUCCCCAUUAUUCACUCUCUAUUCUCUAACGGAAGAACAACAACAACGAAUUCGUGUGGGAAGGAACUUUCGCCUCUUUCUCUCUGCCUCGGAUUUGAGAAGGUUAAAGGAAAUGGCUGGCCCUAGAAUCGCUCAUGCUACAUUGAAAGGACCGAGUGUUGUGAAGGAGAUUUGCAUUGCGACAGUGCUGGGACUUGCUGCUGGCAGUGUUUGGAAGAUGCAUCACUGGAAUGAACAGAGAAAAGUUAGGGCCUUUUAUGAUUUGCUUGAGAAAGGUGAGAUUAGUGUUAUUGCGCAAGAAGAGUGAGACUGUUCUUGUUUUGUGCCCAUUGGGGUCUCCUUUUUUCCUCUUUCACUAUUUUCAAUUGGCUCUUGGAAUUAAGAUGAGCUGAAUUUGUCUAUCAGACUCAAAGAAAUAAGUUUCUUGCACUGGAAUUUUGAUUCA